ACACUAUCUCUGGCCCUUACUAUGAAGAAUAUAGCGGAGUCUACCCAUAUCACAGACUUUGUCCACGCUCUGGUAUAGGCCACCUCCACAUUCUAUAUACGGAUCUCACGAGGCACAUAAGAUGGCGACCCAUGUACUAGGAACGAGCUAUCUUUCGGAUUCGGGAGAUCAACGUCAAGCAAGAAGUCUGAGAAGGUCGAUAACUCGAUUACCGGUAACGACUCGUUCUCCGAAAGAGCAUGCUGUAAUUGAGCCAACACGACACAAUGCAACAAGCCCGGAUCUUCGCCAUGUGCCCCAGAGCGAGACAACUUCACGUCGUACAGUCACCAACUCUCGCCUACCAUCCAGAAAUGCUCCGCCAAGCGUUGUACAGGCGCAACCUUCGUCGGCCACUCCAUCAGUACAAAGUGUUUCCAGCAAAGCACGGUCUUCAGAACGCCGAUCAGUCCGACCGCCUCCUUUGAGCACAAAGACACCUUCUUUGGUGUCAGGCUCGACUAUAUCAACACCUGAUAGCCCCCGUUCUGGAUUACGCAGAAAGGCUUCGACUAUCAACCAAUAUGCUCUUCGCGUCAAGACCGACCCAGAGAGCAUGCAAGAACAUCGGAAACUGGUUCAAACAGUGCACAAAGUGCAGUAUGACAACGACCCCUUUCCAGGAGCCAUAUUUGGUAUGACUCUUCCUUCCACAUCUGGACUUUCAUCUACAAGGAACACUAGCCGCAUACCAAGCUCCGAUUCUAGGAUGUCCAAUUCAAGAUCCAAUACGAAAGCUCCACAUCCCCCAAUCGAAUUACAGGCGCCGUUCUCGGAUGGCGCUUCAAGUAGAAAUUCUGACUCGCCAUUCAGUCACCAGUCAACACCAACUUCAGCUUCCUCACACUCUUCGUUAGCUGCAUCUACUCUAGGAUCUGCACGCCAUAGAGAUAGCUUGGAUCUAGCUCGUGCUGCUACAAAGACACAAACACGAAGGGACAUUAAGCCAUCGGUUGCGAUCUCUGGCUCUGCUUUGCGAGUUGAAGCUUUAAGCCCUGAUGCUCCUAGCCUAAGACAUCAAGAGCAGACUAGACAGAAACCCUCUUUUUCCAAUCCAUUCUCGGCCAAGGUUGCACACACACACGACCAAAAAAGUUCUGCUACCAAGUCUUCGACCCGUAAGACAUCUCAAGGUGUGCCUUUUGACGGUAUCCCGCCGGAGUUUGCACACCUUAAUGUGGAUCCACCUGCGGUUUUAUCAAACAACAGAUCAAUGCCUCCUAGGCGACCAAGCAGAGAUGGUAUCGAUGGAUUAGGACUUGCAUCGGACAUCCCUGUGGUACAAAGCAAUCUUUCACACAUUGUCCGAACGCCCUCUCAUGGCCCAGACGCAGCCGACAUGGAAACGCCACCGUUGAGCCCAAGAAGGACUUUUGGAUUCUCUCAUCGAAGCUCUUCUCGUCAGAGUAACAAAUCACAAGGAGUUCCAACAACACCCAGAACACCGACUGAGCGUUCUGAAAUAGGCACUCCUCUCAGUCGCAAAGAUUCGCCGAUGGUUGGUCCGAGUCCCAACACUUCGAGGACUCCUAGGAUAGGGAUACUGUCUAGCCGCCAUAAGGAUUCGUCCACUCCUCCGAUCACGUCAGAUAAGCCAAAGAAAGGACCUGCAGCAGGCACAGGCCACGAGGGCUAUGGCAAGUUCGGUUUCAGGGGAAGAGGAAGCAGCAUUUUUGGUAGAACCAGUCGCUCUUCCAGCAAAGACAGCUCAACAAGUCGCAAAGGACUGUCGUUCUUGAGCAGAAAGAAAAGCGCGACAAGCGAUACUGAGGAUGAUGUGGAUCGAUUCCUGGAAGAGAGAAGAGAGCCGAUCAUUCUCCGUGGAAAUGGAAGCGGGCUGAAGUCUGAAGAGCAUGGAGCUUCUGCGACCGCCAAACCCGAAAAUCUGGAUAAGGCUGGACAUUACGCAAGCUCAGCAGGCUCUAAGACAGUUAUGCCUGCCACCGAGGCUGACAAGCCAUCUCUCUCCGAAUUGGGUCACGAGGGCAAAGAGGGCCAUUGGCUAAGCUCCCCCAGAUCCAGCAAGAGUCCAACACUCAUGCAGCGCUUCAGAUCCAAGGUCACGAAUCAAACCUCGAACGGUGAUUUGGGGUAUCGACAACCUACGAAGUCGCUACAUUUUGGUUCCAUCGAUCAAGCUACAAACAUCGACCUCACAGAUAUCGAGAAGCUCCUCAGUGGUGAUAGUCGUUCUUCUAAAAGUUCGAAGAGUUCUGACACCAGUGGCAAUCCACUAGUGGCUUAUAGUCGAAGACAUGAAGGCCUUCUUCCUACUCCCCCUGCAGCUAUCGCCCCCAAGAGAACGUCUUUUGGAUCUCCAGUCCUUCUUCAGGCGAAGACGAUGACCCAAGUCAACGCUCCUCAGCUUGUGGAAAUUUCCAAGACCCCUGGGUCAUCACAGCAAGAGGAAGUCUCAAAAGCUAGGCUCCGGUCUGUCGGCAGAAUUCCACAAGUUGUACGAGCAGGCCAAAAUUUGAAGGGGCUCCAAGAUGAUGUCACUCCGGAAGACACGUCGAAGGACAUGAUGGUUGAUGAGAGUCAUGAGACGCAAGAGUUCAUCGCUUUUCCCCCUAGAAAGAACUCUGAGUUAUCUUACACUAGCAGCUCCGGCCUCGGAAGUCCUUGUAUCACAAGAUCUUCUUUCGUCGGAGAAGACGAGGUCUGGAAUGAGUACGACAAUCUGUUGGAUGAGGUCUUGCCAGCAAAAGUGAGGGCAUCAACUACUUCGUCUCUCGGUGCACCGUUCCAGUAUGCCGACAUGGUCGACUCUAAAGCCAUCAACCGAAACGAAGACAGUGCACCCAGAAGUACCUCGAAUCCUGAGGCCAGCAAAAGAGGCUCCAAUUUGGAUACCAGUCGCCCAAGCACAACCUUUUCGAUAUCUGAUUAUCUUGACCAAGAGGACGACGUAAAACCUGAAGUACCUAUCUCACCACGCAGAAUUCGAGAAUCUCGAGUCGAUCCUGCUGUUUUCAGUCCACCAACAGCCUCGGCAGAGUUGAGAUUUGCGGCACUCAUGACAAGCAAAUGGCUAUCAUUCGGCCGACUUCUAUUCAGUCCCGCCCAUGAGGAAGCAAUUACUGGCAACCACACCCGAAUUUUGAUUGUUGACGGGCUUGGAAAAGAAUGGUCAUAUAACUGCGCUUUGACCUACCCGAAGUGUCAAUUUUAUAAUCUCGGGCCUGGACCAAAUUCGUCCUCAUGGGAGACGCUCUCAAACCAUCACCAUGUUACUCAUCCGUCAAUCGACACACCCUUCCCAUUCCCCAAUAACUAUUUUUCGGCAGUAGUUUUCCGUUUCCCCAUCGCCGCCGCAGACGACGCCUAUCAAGCAUGCUUCAAUGAGAUCAAACGCACAUUACGCCCGUCAGGAUACCUAGAGAUGUCUGUGCUAGACCUAGAUCUUGUCAACAUGGGUCACACAGCUCGCAAAACCAUUCGCGACCUCAAGAUACGUAUCCAUCAACAUGAUAGCCAGAUCAGUCUCUGGAACCACGGCGAUGCUUUCCUCACGCUCCUCGGCAAACGCAAUUUUGAGAACCUAAGAAAAUGCGUCGUCGAUAUACCAGUAGCUGGGCGCAUACGCAGAAGUCACGAUAGCGGAACCUCGAGCUCAAGUAGCCAGAAGCAAAGACGGUCGGAACAACCAGAGCCUGAAUACCUACGCUUCACAGAGUGGAUGCAGAGCAACAAAAACGACAAGAACAAUGAGGAGGACGAACGCCAUGAGCGACGCAAUGACGAAGAUAUCACGAAAACAGUGGCCAAGAUUGGACGAUGGUGGUACUCCUCCUGCUAUCCCGAUCCUGGUCAGACAACCACAGCAGGGCUUUGGGACACACCUGGCCUACUGCGCGAGUGCGAGCGCCAAAGAACAAGCUUCAGACUGUUGUUCUGUUAUGCACAGAAGCCUGUCUGUGUCAAGAGGCGCACCGCCAGUGUUUGAGGCGAGAACACACAACGUCAAGAUGAAACACAUGAACAGAGAAACGAAUACAUGGAAUGAAAACGCAUAUGAGGAUAAGAUAUAUACGCAUACGAUACAUAUUUAUUGAGAGGCU
Messenger RNA from Aureobasidium pullulans EXF-150, 4100 nucleotides. RefSeq lists its product as uncharacterized. The record is from RefSeq and is a predicted model, not a curated record. The transcript is spliced from 2 exons. Bases 122 to 3985 code for a protein of 1287 amino acids. Lineage: Eukaryota; Fungi; Ascomycota; Dothideomycetes; Dothideales; Saccotheciaceae.